Cucurbita pepo subsp. pepo (vegetable marrow) is the source of this 1883-nucleotide messenger RNA. RefSeq names its product protein kinase G11A. NCBI's taxonomy places the organism in Eukaryota, Viridiplantae, Streptophyta, Magnoliopsida, Cucurbitales, Cucurbitaceae. The record is from RefSeq and is a predicted model, not a curated record. Gene Ontology annotation, molecular function: protein kinase activity; ATP binding. Gene Ontology annotation, biological process: protein phosphorylation.
AAUAGUCCCCGAAGACACGGCACGUACGAUUGGGGAUAGCUAGUAGCUACUGGACGCAGUCCAAACAUAGCACCCAAAAUUUAGGCAAAUCGGGCCCUUCCAAAUGGGCCCCCACCGGGCCCAACCCGUCCCAUUACCCGGCCCAAUACUCCUCCUCCCUUCUCCCCUUCAAAAAUCACUUGCUUGUCCCUCUCUCGGCUCGUCAAACGCCCUUUCUUCUUCUUCUGCUUCCCUCUCCUCCAAUGGAGUCUUCUCCGGACGACAUCGCCGACGACCUCCAGAGCCUCAGCUUCAAUUCCACGAACACCAACCGCAGCAUCAGCUCCGGCUCCGAGACUACUCUCACCGCCUCCUCCUCAUCCGUACACAUCCCUUCUAUUCUCAACAAGCCCCACGCGCCUUCUUCCGACCCUUGCUGGUCUGCUGUUAACCGGAUCCGAUCCGACUCGUCGUCUCGCCAACUCGCCUUCUCUGACCUUAAGUUCUUCAACCGCCUCGGUUCCGGCGACAUUGGCUCCGUCUACCUCGCUGGCCUCAAGUCCACUGGAGCCGACGGAUGCCUGUUCGCGGCGAAGGUAAUGGAUAAGAAGGAACUGGCGAGUCGGAGUAAAGAAGGCAGAGCAAGGACUGAGAGGGAGAUUUUGGAGUCUUUAGACCAUCCGUUUCUUCCGGCACUCUAUGCUAGUAUCGACUCGCCUAAGUGGCUCUGUCUCUUGACGGAGUUCUGUCCCGGCGGUGACCUUCAUGUUCUCCGGCAACGGCAGCCUAACAAACGAUUCGAUGAACUCGCCGUAAGAUUCUAUGCAUCUGAGAUUGUGGUUGCUAUCGAGUAUCUUCACAUGAUGGGGAUCGUUUACCGUGAUCUCAAGCCUGAAAAUGUGCUGGUACGAUCGGACGGCCAUAUCAUGCUCACUGAUUUUGAUCUCUCCUUGAAGUGUGAGGAUUCAACGGCGACCCCACAGGUUAUCAAUGCUAAAAAUCCGACAAAUGGCACCGCCCUGCCAAAGGACUACCAAAUUGAUGCCCCUCCUUUUGCAUCAUCCUCCUGCAUACUUCCAAACUGUAUAGUCCCCGCCGUGUCAUGUUUCAACCCAAAACGCAAGCGCAAGAAGAAGUCUGGUCGACGCAAUGGACCUGAGUUUGUUGCCGAACCGGUCGACGUCCGGUCAAUGUCAUUUGUUGGCACCCACGAGUACUUGGCACCAGAGAUUGUCUCCGGUGAGGGCCAUGGAAGCGCAGUGGACUGGUGGACUCUAGGGGUGUUUGUGUUUGAGUUGUUUUAUGGAGUGACGCCCUUUAGAGGCAUGGACAAUGAGCUCACCUUGGCCAAUAUAGUGGCCAGAGCCCUUGAGUUUCCUAAAGAACCGGCAGUGCCAGUGGCGGCAAAGGACCUUAUUUCCCAGUUACUGGUCAAAGACCCAGCGAGGCGGCUGGGGUCAACGACAGGGUCGUCGGUGAUCAAGCACCAUUCAUUUUUCCAAGGGGUGAAUUGGGCAUUAUUGAGAUGUACUACGCCACCAUUUAUUCCCCCACCAUUUAGUAGAGAAAAAGUUGCAUUGGAUGAAAGCUGCCCUGUGGCCCCAAUCGAGUAUUAUUAGUGGCUACAUUGAGCAAGAUUGGUUUUGUUUGGGAUUAGUAAUUAGCAGCCAGCGACAGUCGCACAAAUUUCCACGGCUUAUUCUGCGAGCACAUGGCCUUUGUAAAUCUAAAUGUGCAUAUAUUAAUAAAGCGCCAUUAAUUGGUUACAUAGGUUUAUGUUGUGACUAAGAGACAACCUCAGCCACAAUAGCUAGCUGGUUUAGAUUUCAGAGCUCUUAUGGUACUUGUACUACAUCUCCCAAUGCCUUUUGUUUCUAAUCCAAAAGUCAGCUUAACUGAGUGAA